AUCUAAACACUACCUGGUUCGAGACAUUGCUGGGGUUGUUCCGUAGGUAGAACGGUUCGUUCUGCUGUCUUUGGUACGUUGAACAGCAUGUGAAGCUUCUGUUUGUGUCAUCUCCAGGACUUGCUUCAAUCUGUAGUCAUGCUGUUCUAUGGUAUCUCCCCAAACAAGCACAUCGUCUAGUUCAGUUCCUUCCAACAGCUGUGUCACCGUUCUGUGAAAAACCUCUGGUGCUGAAUUGGGGGGUGCAGGGCUGCAUUGCAGUGUUCAAGAAGUCUGUUUCACUCUGAGACACCGCUCACAGGUGCAGCGCGCACUGAACUCAACUUGCCUGCCGCCGCUGAGCGUGCGGGCACUGGGGUCGGGUCAUCAUUGGAAAUUCAAAGUUAACGGCUACCGACGGCGUCGACGGGAAGAAGACACACAGCGAUAUAUAUAUAUAUAUAUAUAUAUAUAUCUCCUAGCUUAAUAUAAUAACUUUUUUAGUUUAACAGCAUAUGACUGCCCGGAUUGGAAACGAAGUGCUGACUGUAGUGAGCUGCUCCAGACAGUAUGAAGAGCUGCCCCAGACUACACUCACCCUGGAGCCUCCAUUCCCAGAGAUAUUCACUGGGGAGACAGUCACUCUGAGGUGUGGGGUUGAGGGGGGUUCUGCUGGCUGGAAAUAUCUCUGGUACAAAGACAGUGAGGUCACUCCAGUGCUCCAGACUGCUGGCCGCAGUAUAACUGGUGACAGCUACACCAUCACUGCAGCCGCUGUAUCUGACCAGGGCCAGUACUGCUGUCGAGGACAAAGAAAAAGUCGACCAAUUUCCUCUCAGCUCAGUAAGCCUGUGACAGUAACUGUGUCUGAGGGCUGUCCCCAGGCUGUCCUGACCCUGCAGCCUGCCUGGGCACCGAUGUUCCGAGGUGAGACAGUCACCCUGAGCUGUGAAGUGGAGGGGGGCUCUGCUGGCUGGAGGUUUAAACAGUACAGAGAUGGACGUGAAGAGGCAGGGUGCAGUGAUCAAUACAGCAGGAGAUAUGGGGACAGCUGCACAAUCAGUAACACCUGGUAUUACAACAGUGGAGUGUACUGGUGUGAGUCUGCAUCAGGACAGAAACGCAGUAAUGCUGUCAACCUAACUGUGUCAUAUGAAUGGGUGAUACUGCAGACUCCCCCCCAGCCUAUGUUUGAGGGAGACUCUCUGAAUCUGAGGUGUCGUAUCUACGAUGGACAUAAACCUACCAGGGUUGUCUUUUAUAAAGAUAAUAAAGAGUUACAGUCCCAGACAGGCACAAAGUUGGGUUUUGAUCGUGCUUCAAAGAGUGACGAGGGGUCCUACAAGUGCAGAGCGUGGUGGAGCUCCCAGUAUGUUGGUGACUCUGCAGAGGUGCGGGUGUCAGUGAGAGCACUUCCAAAGCCUGCCCUGAACCUGACACCUGCAAGAGAGAUACUGGAGGGAGACACGGUCACCCUGAGCUGCUCUGUUCAGCCAUAUUCUACUAGCUGGAGAUAUCUCUGGUACAAAGACAGGCAGGGAGCUCCAGUGUACCAGACUGACAGCAGCAGUGGAACUGGAGCCAGAUACACAAUCAGUGCUGCUGCUCUGAAUCACAGUGGAGAGUACUGGUGUCGAGCUGGACGGGGCAGGAACACGUUUUACUCUGAACACAGCGAUCCUAUCUGGGUAAAUGUAACUGCUCUGUUCUCCAGGGUGACUCUGACAGCCUCUCCAGGAGCCACAGUGAAGGAGGGAGAGGCUCUUAACCUGACCUGUGAGGCAGCAGUGAACAAAACCCCCCGCCCUGAACUCCACUACACCAUUGUGAGAGACGGGGAGCCUGUGACUAACAGCACUGACUCUGCACUGUACAGCAUAGCCAGCACUGAGAAGAGCCACACUGGGAACUACACGUGUGCUGUGGAGUCACAGGGAGUGAGGAAGAGCAGCCAGGAGCUACACAUUGAACUACAAACGUCCUGGCACAGCGCUGCUGCUGCUGCUGGCUUCAGUGUCAGCUUCUUUGUGAUUCUUCUCAUUGUGUUCACUCUGCUUCUCCUCUAUCACAAGAUCAGAGGUUUCCCGUGUAUCACCGGUGGUAAGAGAAGUAGAACAUAUAGAGAUGGGGAGUGUGGAGCUGAAGUGAUCAAGCCUGGUGUAUCUCACUACUGUCACAGGGAACGCUCGGAUCAGAACCAGGACCAAGCAGCAGGGGGAGUAGAGCUCUCCAGCCGAGCACAGCAACCUGAUUAUGAAGAAAUAUUUUACUGUAGUGUUGACACCAGCAAACAAAAUAAGAAACAGAAAGUCUCUUCAGAAUUUGAAGAAGUGCUUUACUGUAAUAUUGACACAAGCAAACAUAAGAAAAAGGAAGUCAAACCUGCUGAGGCUGACACUGUGUACUCAGCUGUGAAAAUAACUGCAGGCAAACCCACAGCAGAUAAUGCAGAGUCCAUGUAUGCCACAGUCCUCCCAAAGAAGAAAAGGAAGUAAAUGAAGGGGGUCCCCAGGAGUGAGAGCCAGUCUGAAUCCAGAGACACUGAGAAGGGGAGCGUGUCGAACUGAAGGAGACAGACUGACAGAGAGCGAAUGAAUCCUAGUCAACAAUCUCCCUUCUGACCUGUGAAGGCGCUGUAUAACUGGAGCAGAGUGCCCCGUGAUGGAUAGUUUGGCAGUUCAUUCCAGGGUCAGUCAGAAGCCGGCCAUCCAGGAAGGGGGCGGGGCCACGAUACCAGAAGUCAUUGCCUUAAUGCGGAUGGCGUUGUGUCAGUUUCGGAUUGGAGGAUACGUGAUUGGCUGUGCCAUCGGAAGAGGGCGUGACUAAGGGUAUUUAGGGGAAGUGGCCCAGUGAACUGUUCCUUAGGUUGUUUACUGAAAGUACCCGUGGGAAAAUGGAUGUAAUUAAUAUCAUGUUAUCGUGUUUUGUUUGUUUGUCAGUCUAACUGUUUCUGUUUGUUCUUGAUAGACGGCUAACACAAUCGCUUAAGCCAGCACCCAACCAUGACUUCACUGCACUCGUGUUCACUAAUAAAUUGUAUUUCACCACUUGCACUUCAGCACUCA
Molecule: messenger RNA, 3044 nt
Organism: Acipenser ruthenus (sterlet)
Lineage: Eukaryota; Metazoa; Chordata; Actinopteri; Acipenseriformes; Acipenseridae
Product: Fc receptor-like protein 2
Exons: 18
Coding region: 495-2474 (659 amino acids)
Biological process (GO): cell surface receptor signaling pathway
Molecular function (GO): transmembrane signaling receptor activity
Source: RefSeq, a predicted model, not a curated record